UAACUACGUAUCAGCUAAAAAGAAGCGAAAAAUACAGAAAAUAAUGUUUACACUACUACAUUCUACAUCUAGAUCUAGUGUCUAGGUUCUAGAGCUCUAGAGUUAGACUCUAGAUCUAGAAUCUAGUAUUUAUACUAAGUCGACUAAGACUAGAUCGAGUCUAGAAGUUACCGAAUCUAGAUCUAUAUAGUAGUUCUAUACUCUAAGUCAGUCUUUAUCAGUUUAUCAUGCUUGUCACUUAAUCAUUGAGGAAAAGAAUAACAAAUGGCUCUAGUACACUGGAAAAUAUUGGAGUUUCCCAAAAGGCUACACAUAAUGGUCAAAGACUAUUUUAAAACUCUUCGGAUAAUUUACUUGUCCUUGUGCUACAACCAUUUCACAACCUGCAGUACAGUCCUUGAUACAGCAUGUGAGCCUAUGUUCUGGAUUGUGGAUCAUACAACACGUUUUAUGGGACCAAUUAUGGUGACAUUAGUUGUUCUACUAACAACUAUGGUUGUCAUGGUUUUCUACAUUUGCAUAUUUCCUCAUAUUUAUUACCAAAAAGACAUUCUCUGGAGUGGUUUUCAUCUGUUUUUUUCUCACUGGCUGUUAAUGAAUAUUGUAUUCAAUUAUGUUAUGGCAGCUUUCACUAACCCAGGACACCCAUCACAGAAUGUCUCCCAAGUUGUUUCUAUAUGUAGAAAGUGUGUUGCUCCGAAGCCUCCUCGUACCCAUCACUGCACUAUAUGUGCUUCCUGUGUAUUGAAAAUGGAUCACCAUUGUCCUUGGCUGAAUAACUGUGUUGGUUUCUACAAUCAUCGUUACUUUUUUCAGUUUGUUUUCUAUAUGUGGUUUGGUACAGUCUACACUAGUCUUGCUGGCUACGAUGUAUUCAAGCAGCACUUUUUUGGGAACAAGGAGUUGGUUGUACCAGCUUUUUUUUUCCCUGUUAACAUGGCAUACCAUCUACUGACAGACAAAAGAAGUGACAAACAGAAGAUAUACAGCAACAUGUCAGCACCAAUGAUGUUUGAUUCACACAAAUUAGCUAACGAGGGCUUAGAGGAUGAUGACAUCAAAGCCACCUUGGAAGAUCAACUAAUUCACAAUGCUAUCAUACUGCAAUUCUUGCUUUGUGCUGGGGUUGCAGUAGCCCUAGGACUGCUAGGUAUCUGGCAUGCAAGACUUAUCUCAAGGGGAGAAACUAGUAUAGAGCAGCACAUCAAUAAAAGGGAGAGAAUUAGAAUGCGGAAGAAAAAUUUAGUUUACAGAAAUCCAUAUAAUUUUGGUUUCAUCAAAAAUUGGAAAAUGUUUUUAGGCCUGGGAAAAGGAAGGACAUUUUUUAGACAUAUAUUAUUUCCAUCAUGCCACGAUCCCCUGGGGGAUGGCAUCAUGUGGGAAACUGUGACAUUCAAGUUGGACCGCAGUCCAACAGUGUUAGACCUCUUAUGACAUAAGCUUAAAGUAAAUUAAAAAAUUGUUGGUCUUUUUUUUUUUUUUUACAUUCCUGAUGCCUAUUGUUUAAAUUUGUUGCUUUUUUAUAGUCAAAUAUUUGCGCUUGUAGUGGCUGUUGCUAAGCUGAGAAUCUAUCAAAUUGUAAUAAAAUAGGUAAUGAUUAGAAUGAAUUGUACAUUAUUGAAUUUAAUUCAAUAUUAGUCUAAGAAUAUUAAUUGACAGCAGAGGAGAACAUUUUAGUUUGAAUAUAUAUAAUCUGUGAUUUUUUACCUUGAUAUUUCCUUUGUAUGUUACAUUAAUCUGAUAAUCUUCGGGCUAGAAAUGAAAUGUUUCAAUAGUUCAAACAGUAAGCAUAAUAAAGCUGAACUUACAGGACUGAUAAAAAAUGUGAAUUGUUUUCUGACAGGACAUAAAAAGAUCUAAAAAAAUCUGUGUCUGAAAUUACCAGGAAAUUUUUUAAAAAGGGGAGGGGGGAUAAAGAAGCAAAAUCAAGACAUAGUCAAUAAAUUUGUAAAUCACUUCCAUAAUUUAAUUGAUGUGACCAGGUAAAUCUGAUGGAUGCAGAUAAUAGAGAUAUAUACAGGUUUGAUGGCAGUGGAAGGUUAGGGAGAGGCCCUCAAACACAUCUAAAUUUGAAAGGUUCCACAAGAUGGUAUAGGUUUUGAAACUUUGAAAAGUAGAUUGCUAAGAACAAGAGCAACUACUGUAAAGGAAAAAUGUUUCCAUUGAAAUUGAAAACCUCAGACAAAUGAAUGAUACAACAAGAUGGCUACUACCUUUUUUUUGUGUGUGGUUUUUAAUUCAUUUCAUUACAUCUCUUUCAAAAGUAUGUUAUCUACCUUAUCACUCUUUCAAAAUCAUAGGAGUUAUCUGCCUUAUCAGAAUUUCGAUGGAUGGGCAUAAGUUUUAGAAUCUCAAAAGAGGUCAGAAAUAUUGUCUCAUCAUUCAAGGAUUGUUUGAAAUACUGUCACAUCAAUAAAUAGAUAGUUUACCUACAGUGUGUUUGUUAAGUCAUGUAUUUUUAAUUUUUUUUAAAAUUUUGUCACCAUGUUUUUGUAUGCUAUGUUAAUAAUCUGAAUAGAGAGGAGUUAUGCGUGAACCUAAUUGAUAUUUCAAACAAAUUACCUAUUUUAUUACAAUUUUAUAUUCACAUUUGUCACUACUUCAUAAAUUAUCAUUAAUAAUAUAUUCAAAUAAUUUUUGUUAUAUUAAAAUAUGGGAAGAACAAGCGCAUCAAAGCUGAAUUAAAAAAAAAAAAAGAACGGGAGUAAAUAUUAAAUUAUGUUUGUAAAAUACUAUAGGGUUAAAGUUGGGACUGUCUCUAUUAGUCAAGUACUGGAUGCCAUAUUUUGUAAUACAUUUGAUUUUCAUACCUGUAUUUUUUAAAUAUACAUGAUUAGUUUGGAAAUAUCAAGUUUUAUAUCAAACCCUGAUUAGGGUUAGGGUUCAAUUCAUGAAUGGCUUAAGUCAUAAAGCCAGGACAUUCUAGAUGACGAAAAUAAUCAAACUGAACCUUAUGUGAACAAGUAGUCAUGAACUUUACAAUAUUGAACUUUGUGCAAUAUUCUCAUUUUAUAUGGUGAAUGAGUCCGCUGUAUAACAAAGAAUAUUUUCUCAUCUGUGAAUGUUUCUGUAACAGUAUUAAGUUUACAAGUUCAAUGUGCUUACCAUAUAUUUGUUGAUUGUAUUUGAUUGAGUUGCAAUUAUUUUUUAGAAGUUGAAUAUAUACCAACAUUCAGUUGUAAAUGUUUUCUAUUUAAAAAAAAAAGUCCUAGACUGUAGGCUCUACUUUUAAUUAACAAACUGAAUAUCAGAGCAAAGUAGGAGAGCAAGUGUACUUUCCAUGGAACAAAACUCUUUCCAUUCAAACUUUAUUUUUGUUCUUUCCCCUUGAACAUGUUUAAGAUUAAUGCAUUUAGUUGAUGUUUAAAUACAAAAAAAACUUGAUUUAAUAGAAAUAUUUUUGUUCUUUGUGACUUUGUGUUUCUAGUUGAAUGAAAAUGUUAGUCUACGUUUCAAUGUCAUUUGACAACAUAAAAAAAUAGCCUGUAAAUAUUUGUUAACAAAAACUCUGGUUAUAAAUUUUAACAUUAUAAAUUACAUUUUUCAAUUUAUUUUAAAUAAAAAUAAUGCAUCAUUUUAACUCUUAUUUGAUUCAGCAGUCUGACUAUUGAUUCUAUUUCAAAAUACUUUUCAACCUGUUUCCACUCACCAUACCAGUCAACAAAAAUUCUGUCCAGUGCAAUGAUAACUAAUUUUAAGUUUAAAAGAUGGUUUUCUUUUAUUUUGUACUAUUUGUCUCAUUUGUAUACCAGUACUUUCAAAGUAAUUUUUGUCUUGUUGAUUUUCUAUACUGCUAUGGAAAUGUCUAUAAAUAAAUACAUAUACCUAUUCACAUAAA
This is a messenger RNA of Biomphalaria glabrata, 3838 nucleotides long. RefSeq names its product palmitoyltransferase ZDHHC16-like. NCBI's taxonomy places the organism in Eukaryota, Metazoa, Mollusca, Gastropoda, Planorbidae. The transcript has 9 exons. The record is from RefSeq and is a predicted model, not a curated record. Gene Ontology annotation, cellular component: Golgi apparatus. Gene Ontology annotation, molecular function: palmitoyltransferase activity. Gene Ontology annotation, biological process: protein palmitoylation. The coding region runs from base 265 to 1434 and encodes 389 amino acids.